Branchiostoma floridae (Florida lancelet) is the source of this 2494-nucleotide messenger RNA. RefSeq names its product synembryn-A-like. The coding region runs from base 319 to 1959 and encodes 546 amino acids. Gene Ontology annotation, biological process: G protein-coupled receptor signaling pathway. Gene Ontology annotation, molecular function: G-protein alpha-subunit binding; guanyl-nucleotide exchange factor activity. Lineage: Eukaryota; Metazoa; Chordata; Leptocardii; Amphioxiformes; Branchiostomatidae. The transcript has 16 exons. Gene Ontology annotation, cellular component: cytoplasm. The record is from RefSeq and is a predicted model, not a curated record.
CUCUAACCAUUAUAAGGGGCCUUGCAUUGAAAUUCAUUUCAACAUAUGAGCCAUAUCAACGGGUUAUUUUCAAAAUUAUUCACCUGGCUGUAUCAUGCUCACCUUACCCGUACAAGUCUUUGUUCAAACAGUCUCUUACCUUGCUCAAAAUAAUGUUUCCUUUCGCAAACUCCUUCCAAACAGAAACUAGUGGUCUGUCCAGGAGAUUAUGUUCGUGCAAGGAGGUUCGUUUGUGUAUCACUGUAAUAAGAUCGCGGCCAUGAAUAUCUGAUAGUUGUGUUGCACGAAAGUCGAACCAAAUUUACCUUUGUCAGAAAUAUGGAGGGAGUGGACGCAGUGGUGGGAGUGUUGCAGGGUGGAGACCAGGCGGAAAUCUGUCAACACCUCCAGUCAUUCAACACACAGCAUGCACAAACGUUUGGUUUCCCAAACCUACAGCAAGACAAGAGAAAGGAUCUUGUAUCAGCAAUUCUGGAGGUUUUAAACAAGGACAUGCAGCCAUCAUGCCAUGCCACCUGUCUGUCCACGAUCCGCAUCCUGAGCCGUGACAAGGCCUCCCUGCAGUUCCUGGCCAAGCCGCCGUGUGUCACCACACUCCUGAAGCAUGCUGGGAUGGAUGGGGCAGAGGCUGUCCUUGAGCUACCAGAAGAUGAAGUGAUUGCUGAGGCAGAGAAGUGCCUGUGUAACAUCAUCUUCACAAGUCCGACCGCACAGAGACUCUGCAGCUCUAAUGGCUGUGUGGAGGGUGUGGCUGGGAGGUUGAAGUGCAUCUCAGACCCUCACCUGUCCUAUGAUGUCAAGAUUUUUGCUGUAAGGCUGACAUUCCUGCUCACAGCUUUGUGCAUUGAUAUCAGACAAAGACUACAAGUAGAAUUUAACAUCCCAGCCUUGUUGCUGUCUGCUAUGGAGCACACACUGGGUGUGGAGAACAACAGCACGCUUGGUACCUUGGAAGGUGCUGUCCUGACAGAUGAACAAGUGGACCUUCUGUCAGAGAUCCUCAAGACCAUGUUCAACGUCACGCUCACUGGACAGGCCCGGCAGCUGGACGAGGAGGAGCUGGAGCGGUACAAACACAUGACUGCUGUGUGCAGAUAUAUGCUGAUGUGUCGAGCAUCCAGUGAGGCAAAACAAGAGGAGCUGCACAGCCACACUAUCAACCUGAUGACUAACAUGCCCAGGAACUGUCUGGGUGAGGUGAUUGUCCAACAGGGGGAGCGUGGUGUGGGGACGGAGUACGAUGGCUGGAAUAUGGACGCAAUCAUGACCAUUCUGGACUUCUUAGAGAGAAGAAUAGACCAGAACAAACGUCUGUUGGAGACCCUGACCCCUGUGCUGACCUGUCUGAUCGCCAUCUCCAGAGCCAACCGCAAUGUCAGGAAGUUCCUCAGAACUAAGGUUUUACCACCAUUGAGAGAUGUGGAGACAUUGCCACAGGAAGGGCCUAAGUUGCGCAACAAGUGUGUGCGACUGAUGACCUGUGUAGUGACGGAAGUGAAGGAGGCAGCCGCAGAAUUCCUCUUUGUUCUCUGCAAGGAGAAUGUUGACAGGCUGGUGAAGUACACAGGAUUCGGUAAUGCAGCAGGACUGCUUGCGCAUCGUGGCCUUCUGGCUGGUGGGCCGUGUUCUGGACAGCACAACUACUCCAGCGGUGACGAGGAAAGUGACACGGAGGAAUAUCUUGUGGCUAAGGAUAAAAUCAACCCUGUGACGGGGCGGGUGGAGCCUGACCGACCCAACCCUCUGGAGGAGAUGACAGAGGAACAGAAGGAACACCUCUUCAUGCAGCUGGCCAGCGACUUUGACAAGUUAACAAGAGAAGGGAUAGUAAAACCCACCAUGAUUGGCAGUGAUGGACGGCUACAUGUGGUGGAGGGGGGCGUGGCCGAGAUGAUGGCCCGCGCCCAGACUCCGCCCCCCGACAACUCCGACAAUGAAGAGGAAGACGACAACGAGUGAUUAAGUUCUUUCCUUUUCCUAUUUCCUGUACCCAGGAAAUAUAGCCAAAAUGUUUCAAAAAUCAACUUGUUGCAUGUGGGCUGUUCCAUUAUCUAAACCAGGGGGACAUGUUUCUUUCAUGAAAGGAGCUGGUGGGAGACUGAUUGUAAACAGGUACAAAUUGCACAAAAAAGUCCAACCUUUUGUUUUAGAAAAAACUAGACCACCCUGUCUUUGAAAUGGAGCUGUCUAAGAGCAAAGUAUGGACAUACAAUUUAUUACUUGUAUGCUGCCUGUAGAAUUGUUUGUAUGUGAAUACUAGAAUACUACAAUGUAUAGUUGACUACUGGUAAAUGUAUAAGUUAUUAUUAGUUAGUAAAGGAAAUCGCUUUGUAUCUAUUUGUAUGCAUGUGACUGUAUGAUUGUGUAUUCGUGUGUGUGUGCUUGUUUGCUUGGUCAACAGUAUUUUUGAAGUCUAAUACAGACUUAUUUAAGGUGAUCACAUGUUUAUGUAAAUGUUGUACUGAAAUAUUAAGACAUUCCUUAUUCGUUUUGG